UUCAUCUGUAAUGUCACCAGGUCAUCCGUUAUGACAGAUUCUUUGGGAUCGACGUUUUGGAUCUGGAUAGCCGAGCACACAUGCGACCACGAGUGCGACGUAGCAAUGAAUAAUUCUUCAGUAAACCUUGACGCAGCUUCGGAAAGAUCUAUGACGAGAAAUGUUAUCGAUAGAAUCUACAACAUGUCUUGGCUAAAGCAGAAUUCUUCGAUGCAAAAAGAGAAUACGCAGCGAUUUGCUAAUGGCCAGAAGUUAAUAUCUGCCAAAAAAACAGAUGAGGAUUAUUUUUGUGGGACCCGAAAAGAGAAGAAAAAAAAGAAAAGGAAGGAGGAGAAAGGAAAAUCGAUGGAGGGUUCAAAACUUCAGCAAAAUUCUCUUGAAAAGAAACUAACAGAUAUAACGAAAAUACCUUUAAAUUCUGCUACUGAUGUAACUGUUGGCAAAAAUGUUUGGUCAUCAGGCACUAAUGUUGCCAAUAAGUUAUUUCCAAACGUUCAGUCUGUAAGGAUCGACAGAUUGGCAGAAGAAGAAAUGUUGAGCCAAGCUUUGGCCGAAAGUAUCGCCAGUGUGCAAUUAGAACAAUUUAAGAGGUCGUCACCGGAGAAAGAAAAUCGAUGGGAAGCUCUUUAUGGAGACGAUGACGACGACGAUGGUGGCUGGGAUAACGUGCGAAGAAAUAUGCCAUCCUCGAUCGAGAAGGCAAUCAAUAAUGUAUCGUGUCGAAGAAAAAUUUGCAAAGAUAAUAACAAAAGUAAGAACAACAAUACUUCUCCAAAGCCCGGUAUACUGCGAAAAUGCAAAGGAAACAGUCGCACCGCAAAAUCAGAGAAUUUGGACUUCUGUUUCAAAAAAAGAAGCAGUAUGUCGGAGGAGGAAAUGGGAGAAAUUCGUUCUCCAAGAGUAGUUGCAUUCAAUGAAUCGAUUGACGUAAAAAUUGCCUCAAGCGAUUCGAGUGACGACUGUGAAAAAUCUGAAUACCAUCCAAUAAAAUCGGAUGCAACUUUGCGUAUCAAUGACAGUGAGUCACCAAAUAUCGAUAAAUACGGAAGACUUGAAGGGUAUUCUGAGCGUCGACUUUUUAUGGGAAAAGGUGCUAGGAUGAAGGAACAACAGUAUUUACAAAAUAAACUGUCAUCAGGAAAAGUUAUGCAAACUGACAAUGUUGGAAAAUCUAAUACGGAUAAAAAUAUUAUCAUCAAGGUGACUAGUAUAGAAAAAUCUGACCAAAAGCUUAAAAAACCGUUGUUCGUGGGAGAUGUGAAGUCCAGCGUUAUUGAAGAUUUGAAUCAUUCCGAUCUAGAGCCAUCUGGCAACAAUUCAUCGGCAGACCGUUCAUUGGAUCAAAGUUCGUGUGCUAUUAAUAGUUCCAGGGAUUCCAUUAUCAAUUGUUCAGCCCCUCAAAAGUCCGAAGCAGAAACAUCCAGGAAAACGGAAAGUAAAGUAUAUGCCUUGAAGGAUGUAGAUAGUGCUGACAAAAUUUGCGACAUCAAUCGUAAGGUUUUAAAUGAAGUAUCGAAGAGCACAGAUCUGGGUAAUAUUUCCAAAGUUCAAUGCAUGUCAUCGAGUACUCAGGCAAGUGUUUCUAAAUUGUCAGAAAAUGGAACUGGAUUAAAUGUUUCAAGAAAAGAAUCAACCUACACACAAAAUCUGCAAGAAGAACAUAAAGAUCGGAAGUUAGAGUCCAAAAUUUGUUAUUCAGCUGGUGAUAUAACUGAAUCAGAAGUUCAAGGGGAUAAAUUGGAUUGCAAAGCUAAUUACGGGGUAUGGAUUAUGAUGAGAGAAAAUCCUUGUACGACAAAUAUUCCUGCAAAAAAUUUGCAAUACACAGAUUCAAUCGCUGCCGUUCAAAAUCGAGACUCGCCAAGUCCGGAGCCUUAUCAAAAUUCAUACCCAGAACGCAUGAUGGGUGUGGAAAGAAAUCUUAACCCUCGAAACUUGCUCGCUCAAAACAUAAAUUGUAAAGAUAUGCAAAACCAAGAAUUGGUAGCUCCGCGUGAUGAGUUUUUACCUCAUGAGAACACUUCUAUAAAUCAAUUGUGGAAUUGCAACGCUUAUCCUUUACCUAUAAAUCCAAAUGUGGUAAACGAAAUGCAAAGGCAGCAAUUGGAAUAUGCUCAUUGCAUGUCUCAAAUUGGCACCCAAUAUUUUCCUCAUCAAAAUGUUGGCCCCACGAUAAACUCUUCGUAUUAUGGUCCAUUGAAUUAUGUGCAAGAUGGCGAAAAUAUGAUCUUAAAUACGCCAGUUGACAAUGCAUCACCAAUGAUGAAUAAAAAUAUAUUACUGCCUUGUGACCCUGAAAUGUACGCAAACCAAAUUCAAGCUGAAAAAACUAUGGUUCGUUGGAUUAAAAAUGAUAAACUUCCACCAGGCUUUGGGAAACAUCGAGCUAUCAGAAAAAAUGAUGAUGAAGACAAUCGAUUGAUCAUAAACUCGUUGCUAGUGAAUAUGAGCAUGAAUAACCGUGAAGAGGUUCAAAAAACAGAACAUAUCGCAUCACGUAACGAAAAUUAUUGUGGAGAAAAACCAUCGAGACAUUCUAGUCAAAACAAUGCAGUUUAUUAUAAAAGACAAGUGAAUAAUUCCAGCACCUACGCAAAGCAACAAACUCGUAAGUCGCCGAUAUAUAGAUAUCAAAAUCAAGGAGCAAGACGCCCAACAAGCCUACCAAUACCUCACCCAAUUUUAGGGGCAUCUGUCUACCGUCAGGACACGCGGGAUAAAGUAAUUAACAUGGCCAAUGAACGUGAAAAAUUGAACCUCAAUGGAAAUUCUGAAUCAAACAGGGAUGAGGUGUCAUUAAUCAUGCCAAACCCGGUGGAAAGAAUGAUACAAAAUUCAGGAAUUUCACCUGUUUAUAACAAUAACUAUCUUAUCCAAAAUCGACAGAACCGGAUGUCAGAAUCAUGCAACAAUGAUGCUGAUUUACCUUCUACAAUGCCUACGACCUGCCAUACACACCAUCCUCCGGGCUUCAACAAUGUCAUCAACUGGCAACACAAGGUUAACAUGAUGAACCCUGACCAGUUGCCGAUGAAUUUUGACCCAAGGAUCCAGGUAAUGCAAAAUCCAAUUCCUGGUUCUUCUGACGUUAGUUUUACUCAGUUUCAAUCUAACAUGAUAAACCUGGGUAACACAACACCCUUGUACUCCAUGCCGCCGCCUAAUAUGAACGCAAAUGCAGGUCAUAACGUUCAACACUUGCAGCAAAGCAACGCCGAGUUCAGAAGUAAUGCUUAUCAUUUUGUCGAAAUGAGACAAUCUCGAGAAUCGCAAGAAACUGCGAGACCAUUAUUGAAUCAUUAUGUGCAGGCCGUAGGCAGGGGCCGUGGAAGAUUAACAAAGAGAGAGUCGUAGUGGACUGAAAAUAGUUUGAUUCUACCGCCAAAAGUUUAA
Messenger RNA from Diprion similis, 3393 nucleotides. RefSeq lists its product as uncharacterized. The transcript has 5 exons. The record is from RefSeq and is a predicted model, not a curated record. Lineage: Eukaryota; Metazoa; Arthropoda; Insecta; Hymenoptera; Diprionidae.